CCAUAACGUAGUUCAACCAAUAGGAAUUGAAGAUACCGCGCAUGCGUACAUUGCACAGCGAGUCCAGACUAUGGCAAGAUAGUACACGAGUCACGCAGCUACAGCGCCUGCUAAUCACUCUGGUGAAGGAUGUCGUAAAGCUCUUUCAUGGCUCUGAAAGUGGUGCGGAGGCUGCAUGUGCUGAGGCAAGCGGCUCUUCCUCAUCUGCUCUCUCCCACCACUCUGAAUGUGUGUGCCAGGCAGCAUGUGUGUGCUCCAGGCAGUUGCACCUUGUUUCAGGGCUAUCGUCAUUCUCUCUCUGGGAAAGAGGGGAAACUGCAAAAAAGGCAGCUGUGCAUCACAACCCGCGAGCCUGUUUUUCUUGUAGCUGGAUCCAUCCGCCUUUCCCGUGACCCGUCUACACGAGGUGCUUUCGCGUCUCUGCUGCAUGGUCUGAGCUCUGAUGAGGAACGUGCCUUUAAACAGCGGCUUUUUUCCAGCAUGACUUCUCAACAAGUGCUGCAACUCGUUCACUCCACCCCACACCUCUCAAGUGCAGGUGCUGUUGCUGUUCUCCACCGACUGGCUGAUCUGGAACAGGAUGGAGCCAGAGGACUUAAGGAACCAGAGAUGCUGCUGUCUGAUCCAACUUUAAACAAGAUGUGUCUGAAGUUACAGCAAGACUCUGGUGAGCUAGAAGACGAGGUGGUGGUAAGAGCUUUGCUGGGCUGUACACGUCUUUAUCUAGACCCACAGAGUCACUUGCUGAUGAGAUUAAUGUCCGAGAGUCAGGUACGGCUAAACACAGGUCGCUUGAGCAUUGAGACGUUGUGUGAGUUAGUGCAAGCACUUUUCGCAGUCGAUGGGCCGUGUUGUGGCAUCGUAGAGCAGGCUAUGAGGCAGAUCCAGAGCAAAGAUCCAGCUCAUUGGAAUCCAAGUGAGCUGACCUCUGUCUAUAAACUGCUAGCUGCAGGGUUGGGUGAAGGUGGGCAGUACCAGGAAUUGCUGAAUGAAAUGAACACUCAAGCACUCAGACUUGCCCCAAAAAUGGACCCUGUAACCGUCAGCGAAACAUUCGAAGCUCUCGUAAUGCUGGACCAAACGCAGGCACUCCCACUGGUGAUUGCUUUGUGCAAACAGGCUGUGCGUCACGUGCCGAAAUUUGCGGAUACGGAACUGUCGAUCGUUUUGUCUGCACUUAUGCAUUACGGACACAGUGAUCACUUUCUCAUCGAGGCUUUGGAACGCCAUGUACCCAAAACAGCUUUUACAGCUCAUCCUGAGACAAUAAGCAGAGUAAUGCAAUAUUUUGGAAAACAGCGAAUUUUUUCUCCUCCAGUCUUUGACGCAGUGGCUGAGAGCUUUGUGUACAGGGCAGAUGAGUACACCACGGAACAGGUAUCUCGGCAGAUAGUUGCACUGGGAGCAUUGGGAUAUGUACCUCAGGAGGCUGGACGACUUUUCCGGAAGGUGGAGUCUGUCUUGAAUGCGCGUUUUUCACACUUCCAGCCUCGAACACUGCUUGACUUGCUGCACGCUUGUACCCUUCUACAGAGAUUUCCACUCAACUUUGUCUCAAAGGUCUUCAGCCCAUUCUUCCUACAGCAGCUUCAGGAGGGCAGUGUAAUGGAUCAAGGGGUGCUGGCUCAGCUUACACAGCUCUACAUGACAAUGAAACUGGAAUGUCCGUUCUAUCGGGGUCCACAAUUCUUACCUAAGCUGCGAGUGAAGUCAUUUCUGUCUCCUGGAUGUUCCUUGGAAAGUCUAGUAGACCCUCAUCUCUAUAACAGGGUGAAGAACGGCCUAGUGGAUUUACUAGGAGAUCGAACUUAUUUUGCCUCCAGAGUCCUUACACCAUACUGUUACACACUUGAUGUAGAGAUAAAACUGGAUGAAGAUGGCUAUGUCUUACCUGCUAGCCAUUUUGAGGAAGUACAUAAAAGAAUUGCUGUUUGUAUUGAUGGGCCAAAGCGCUUUGCUGCUAAUGCCAGACAUCUUCUGGGGAAAGAAGCUAUCAAGCAGCGACACCUAAAGAUUCUGGGAUAUGAAGUUGUUCAGAUUCCCUAUUAUGAGAUUGAAAACCCGAAGGACAAGAUAAACACAGUCGAGUACCUGCACAAGAAGAUUUUCCCUCACACAUACCGACUCAGCUGGUGAUCACUAAGUUUCCACAUGCUGCAGGAUUCAUGCCAGCUUCACUUCCUCAAACUUAUGCAGCCUAUUCUGAUACUAGACUCACACAAAACAGCCGUUGUUCUCUCUCUGUCCUAUACAUUCAGAAGAUAAACAGAUAAGACAGAGUUAAGUCUUGUACUGCUGAUUGUCCUAGUUUAUGUAUUUUUUUAAAUGAGAAAGUGCCAUGAACUAUAUAAAUUAUUUGUUUAAAUAAAGGAAACAGACCAUGGUGCUUCUGAAAUGUUGUCUUGUCAUUUGUCAAAUAGGGAAUUCAGUCGUAAUUUCACACCCAUCUACGUUUAUGUAUCUGGAAUAAUUUCCUUCCAUCAC
Hemibagrus wyckioides is the source of this 2484-nucleotide messenger RNA. It is a transcript of the gene fastkd3, whose product is annotated as FAST kinase domains 3. Lineage: Eukaryota; Metazoa; Chordata; Actinopteri; Siluriformes; Bagridae. Gene Ontology annotation, cellular component: ribonucleoprotein granule; mitochondrial matrix. Gene Ontology annotation, molecular function: RNA binding. Bases 148 to 2136 code for a protein of 662 amino acids. Gene Ontology annotation, biological process: mitochondrial RNA processing; regulation of mitochondrial mRNA stability. The record is from RefSeq and is a predicted model, not a curated record. The transcript is spliced from 7 exons.